This is a messenger RNA of Closterium sp. Naga37s-1, 1524 nucleotides long. Lineage: Eukaryota; Viridiplantae; Streptophyta; Zygnematophyceae; Desmidiales; Closteriaceae. The record is from the annotation of a GenBank genome assembly.
AUGUACAUACAAGGAACGAAGUCUCGCGCGACCCUACCUGGAUUCACCCGUUUUCGAGUGGGCGGGCUCCCAUUCCAUCCCUUGAACGUCAUGACAUCAUCGGCUCAACCUUCCCCUCAUCUUCUCCGCAUUCCCCCUCAUCCGCCCCAUGCGACCGUCAUCGGCGCGCUCUUUGCUGGGCGCGCGGCGGGGCGGGCGCUUCUGGGGGCGGCGUGGGUGGCGGGAUGGGUGGGGCUGUGCGCGUGGGUGGUGUGGUUUGCGCACAAGCAGGCGGACGAUCCGCGGCAGGAGGCGAUCGGCGUGUGGUGCCGCACGCGCGUGCGCUACCUCCACCAGGACAUCCGCUCCGCCAUUGCGCGCGCCGAGGUACUGCGCUCUCGGAGGUGCGCGCGCCGAGGUACUGCGCGCGCAGUGCUUCCGCCGUACCUUAAAAUUCGCGACGGUGCUUCCGCCCAUCCCCAUUCGUACGCGCGCAGGUGUUUCCGCCCUACCCUUUCUUCCGCCCCACCCUUCCCUUCCGCCCUACCCUUACCUUCCGCCCUACCCCUCGUCCCCUUCGUCCCCGCUGCACUGAACCCUCUUCCCGCUGCAGAGGCGGACGGGGAAAUAACAAGGGAGCCAUGUAAACUGCCUGCCCUGCCCUGCCCCGCCCUGCCCUGCCCCGCCCCGCCCUGCCCUGCCCUGCCCUGCCCCGCCCUGCCCCGCCCUGCCCCGCCCUGCCCCGCCCUGCCCUGCCCUGCCCUGCCCCGCCCUGCCCCGCCCUGCCCCGCCCUGCCCUGCCCUGCCCUGCCUCGCCCUGCCCUGCCCCGCCCCGCCCUGCCCUGCCCCGCCCUGCCAGGAGUCGACUGGGCUGAUGCGGGUGCUGGGGUCGUUUGGGCCGCGCAGCAGCAGCAACCUGAGCUACUGGGGGCUGGCGGGGAGUCGACUGGGCUGAUGCGGGUGCUGGGGUCGUUUGGCCCUCGCAGGAGCAGCAACCUGAGCUACUGGGGGCUGGCGGGGUGCGUGAACAACGUGAAUCUAUUGGAGUACACGAUGUGGGCCGACCGCAUCGCCAACUACAGCAGCGGCAGCGCCUUUCUGCUGCUCUACGGUGACCAGGACAGAGCUACAGUGGAGAAAAUCACAGGUUAUCAGGUGCGCUCUGUACUGGGGCUGCCAGCGCCACACAAGGACCUGUACGACGUGAACAUCGUCGGCAACACGGAAGAGAACAUUCCGCCGCUGACAGACAUCUCUCCCCUCAUUCCGCCUGACACUCUCGCUGGCCUGCUCGCUGGCAAGCCCAGUGCUGGGCCCCCGCUGUUCGUCGCUCCUGGUCACGUGUCUAGUGUUUUCGUCAUUACCAUUCUGCGCCAGCCCGUGCCAGCCAGUGCAUCAGCGCAGGAGACAAGGGAGAGCAUCAGCACGCUGUGGGGCGCUGUGGUGCAGCUGGAGUGGCGGGCGCGGAACAUACUCGAGAUGCUACAGGAUGAUGGAGAAGGUAUGGUAUGCUGCAGGAUGAUGGAGAAGGUAUAUGAUGCUUAG